CGAAGCGGUUGGGAUCGUCAAGCAAUCCAGUGUAGCGACGAAAUGGAGAAGAUCGAGGCUGAGAAGCAGUGGCUGAGAUACACGGUUCUUCCGUCGAUACUGAGCAACGGGCGUCUGGUGGACAACUACAGCGAGUCCAAAGUGAACUCAUUCCAUGUGGGCGACAUCGACAUUGAUGUAAUUGGCCACUCGGAGGCCUUUAUGCUGACUUUUUGCUAUCGGACAACCAUUAACUUUGAAUACGACGGCCAAAAGUUCCAGCGAAAAAUGGUGGUUAAGAAAACACCUGCGAUGCCACCAGAAAUCUAUGAAUCCAUACAGUUUGAGGCCCUUUUUACCAACGAGAUCAAUUUCUAUACGAAAAUUCUGCCAGAGAUUCAGAAGUUCACCGAUGGCAAGUUUGCCGCACCCAAGUACUAUUACAGUGAGUUGAACCAGCAUUCGGCUGUGGCCAUUCUGGAGAAUUUCGUGGAGCAGGGAUGGCGGGUCACCAAGGAUCGUGUGGGUCUGAGUCUGCAGCACGCCAUGAUUGCCGUGAGUUACCUGGGAAAUUUCCAUGGCUUUGCGUACGCCAUGAAGCACAAGAACCCGGAGAAGUUUGCCCAGCUGACCGACAAUCUGAAGGAAUCUCGCUAUGCCAACGAUAACAUUCAUCCGGAAUGGCAGCUGUCCAUGAAAGCGAGCAUCGAUCGAGCGGCCAAGGCGGUGGCCACCUAUCAGCCACAGAUCGACAAGGAGUUUGUAAAGAAGUUCUGCUUCAUGAUCUCGGACUACACGCACUACGGUAGGCAACGGGUGGCGCCCAGAGAGCCACUGGCCACUCUAUGCCACGGCGAUUAUGUGAGGAAUAAUGUGGCCUACAGGUACGAUGACAAGGAGGAGCCGCAGGAGAUCAUGAUGUUCGACUACCAGACUUUGCGAGUCUCCUCUCCAAUGGUCGAUCUCAACGUCUUCCUGGCCGUGUCCAUUUAUGCCGAGGUGCGCGAUCCAAACUUCGAGGCCAUCUUCUCUGAAUAUACCUUGGCGCUUCAUAAUAGCUAUAGGGAGCAAGCCAAGGAGGAGGUUCCGGAUUUCCUGAGUCGCGGUGAGCUUCUGAAGGAGUACGUGCGUUUCCUGCCGUACAGCUUAUCGAUAUCGGCCAGUUUCCUCAUGAGUUUGGUGGAUCCCUUGGACAUGUCGCCCGAGGAGAUGUUCGCCUUGCAAGUGUCUGACGAGGAGAUCAUCGAACGGACCAUGAAUCAAGGUGGAGAAGUAGUGGACAGGGAGGUUGCCCACCAGGUUAAGGAAAUGCUGGAGCUGAGCCAGGCGACAGGGGUGUCCAUUGAUGACGGCAUUGAUCUGGACAAGUUGCCCAAGGAGUAAUCAAUUGAUAUUCUAACUGUGGAUGUAAAAGUAAUCAGGCAUUUCAGGUAUAGCGUAACCGUAGAUAAUAAAGUAGAUAUGUUAAAAUGA
Drosophila mauritiana is the source of this 1452-nucleotide messenger RNA. RefSeq lists its product as uncharacterized. Bases 43 to 1362 code for a protein of 439 amino acids. The transcript has 3 exons. The record is from RefSeq and is a predicted model, not a curated record. NCBI's taxonomy places the organism in Eukaryota, Metazoa, Arthropoda, Insecta, Diptera, Drosophilidae.